Molecule: messenger RNA, 1393 nt
Organism: Haliotis rubra (blacklip abalone)
Lineage: Eukaryota; Metazoa; Mollusca; Gastropoda; Lepetellida; Haliotidae
Exons: 2
Coding region: 110-982 (290 amino acids)
Source: RefSeq, a predicted model, not a curated record
CAAGAUCCUGAAGAAAGAAAUCCUUCUCAUCAUCAUCAAGGGCCUGAGGACAAGGCAGCUGAGUUAGGGUUAGAUGCAAGACGAAAUGUGGAUACAGACUUGAUGAUGGAUGAUACUUGCUAUCAACUUCAGACUUCAGAGGGAAUUGAGGAAACCAACUCUGGAAACAGUAGAUGUUUUCAAGGUGAGACUGAGGGGGACAGAUUUGUGCCAUGGAGGCAGUGUGGAGCCAGAUGCUGCUGUAGAUGUAAGCAGUGUGGAGCCAAGUAAUGCUGUAGAUGUAAGCAGUAAGGUGUCAGAGAAUGCUGUAGAGAGGAAAAGUAAGAAGAGGAAAAGAAGUCAGUCUAUUCACAAACGGGUUAAAAGAAAGAAAACAAUAAUGCCAGAGAUGGAAUGUAUGACUAAUGAACUCAGUGUUACAUCAUCUCAUCCAAGCUCCAAAGCUCCAAGUAAGAAUGUAACUGUGGCUGCUGAAUCUCCAGAGUUUUCUGUAUGUGAUAACAAUCGAAGUCGUCCUGUAGAAGGAGCAAUGUUUCCAGAAACUGACAAAUCUCCCAAGUUUUCUGAAACUGAUAAUCAUCAACAUAUUCCUGUAGAGACAACUGCUAAAUCUCCAAAGUUUUCAACUGGUGGUAAAUAUGAUCAUAUUUCUGCUGAAACUGUGAGUCCUUCAGAGUGUGCUACAAAGGAACAUAUUGCUGGUGACAAAAGUGAAGCUGAAAUGGAGGGGCUGACGGAACAUGCUGUGGAGGAGAUGAAGCAUGUCUUGGAGAAGGUACAGGUGGAUGGACUUGUGGUUGCAGACAACAGACUCCAGUUCAAGCUGAAGCUGGACCCAUCUCUCCACACACAUUUCAAGGGUGAGCCACAGAAGAAGUUGGUUGAGAGGUUGAGCCGCUUGGUUAAGAUCGGUUACAUUCUGCAGCAGAGGAGACAAACAGCAGACGGAGAUGAGCAGACGUCAACUUCCAUGGAGUCUUAGCAGUUCCAGAGCAGUAACAGUAUGAAGCACUCUGGGACCAAUACAGAUGUGUAUUUCAUUACCAAAGACUACAACAGAAUGUUAUAUUUGAACUCUGAAACUGAAAGCCACUGGGACCAUGUUGCAGUAUUCAUGCCAGCAGUUACUUUUGUUCUGCCAGUGAAACAGGAUAAAACUGGGGGCCAUUGAGAGCCAUAUAGUUUUCAGCAUCUGUAAGAGAUCCAGUGACUUUCAGUCCAUUCCUCGAAAAUCUUCCUCAUGUGUCAUUCAGUCCUGUUUGGGGAAUGAAAUGAAAAAACAUAGUGCUGAUUGUAUUUCGGAACAUGGAACUUAGGUGUUUUCAUGAUUUGAUACCAAGACACAGAUUAUGCUAUACAGUAGUUUAUAUGGCAAAUUUGCAAGCACAGUGUU